UGUGUAGUUGCGGUACUGCUGGAGGGUCGAAGGGAGUGCACCCAAUAGGAUUGCCAUUCAUCCAACGGGGCGGUAGUGAGAACCACUUCCAAGACCACCGACGUUAGUUAGUAGACGACAACGGAUGGACUGCAUCGAGCGCCACCGCUUACUCCAGUCAGAAGACAAGAAGAUUUACAACCGGUUAGCUGUCUUUACAUCAUGUCAUAGUUAGAUAAGUCUUUUGGCAUUUAACAACAUAAUUGAUCCAAAUUCAAUUGCACGAUAGCAGUCAAAGGAAGAAUUUGUUUAUUAAACAAAACAAUAAAAGUUGCCGUUCAUAAUUAGCAGAAUGAGGUUCUCGAUAUCUAUACAUCUGUUGAUUUGUAUGUUAGUAUACUUACAAUCGUAUAGCAGAGGAUUACAACAGCCCUGUAAUACUUCAAAAUCAGAUUCUGGUUCUCAGUGGAAUGAAGAGUUCGUCUGUAAAGACGGUUCAGAUAUAAACACAACAAACUGGUACCAAAAUCUCAAAAUCGAAGAAAUAGAAGAAGAAAUUAAAUCUGUUGUCAAAAACUUUGAAUAUGAAGAUAAUUUUGUCGAGGAUUUACUAAUGGCUAAUAAUAUUCAUAUUAUAUAUGCGGCGAACCCAAUUCGUGGACAACUGGUUGAUUCUCGGUUUUUCAAUGACAGAUAUCCAGCAUAUCGAAAUGCUGAACUAAUUGUUGAAGUUUCACGCCUUAUUAACGAUAAAUAUUGUCGAAUAUACAAUACUAGUGCUAUACAAUGUGCCAAAGAAUUAACGAAAGUAAAACUAGAGAGGACAUCUUUGGAUAAGAUAUGUUUGUCCGAGUAUUACAACAAAACUGCGUGCAUCGGGAAAAACUUGAUGUAUCGUAGUGCUGAUGGUUCUUGUAACAACUUAAAACGUUCCUCAUUGGGAAAGUCAACCACGGCUUAUAAGCGAUUAUUACCCCCAGUCUAUUUAGAUGGUGUUAACACGGUUAGAACUAAAGGUCUACCCAUUCCUAGAGAUAUAAGCAUUGCGCCUUCCACAAAUUUACGCUUUACCGACCCCUUAAAAACUAUUGCGAUGGCGUACUGGACGGUUUUUAUAGGCCACGAUCUAUCGCACACAGCUAUGUCCAACAUGAGGAAAUCAAAAAAAGUGGUGAACUGUUGUUUUGAAAGGAACGCUACGAAGUUACCUUCUUCGCUGAGUCACAAAUUGUGCAUGCCUAUAGAGAUAAGGAAUACUGAUCCAUUUUAUAGAAAUUUCAUAAAGUACAAUUCAAAUUAUAAACACUGUAUGAACUACGUGCGUUCAGUGCCAGCGAUGCGUCCAGAUUGUACAUUUGGACCCAGGGAACAAAUGAACCAAGCUACUCAUUAUUUAGAUGGGUCUAUGAUUUACGGUUCGUCGGAGCAACAGAUGUGGUCGUUGAGGGCCAAGUCGAAAGGCCAACUCUUGACGCACUCAACCUGCAAAAAUCAAAGCGAUCCGAAGUAUAUGCCGCUGGAUUAUGAUCCGGAGGCGUGUCAGUUUGGCUCGGGCACGUGCUACAUGGCUGGUGACCCCCGGGCAAGCGGGCUUCCCCAACUGACGGUUUUACAUACACUGUGGAUGAGAGAACAUAACCGCUUGGCCAAACAGCUGUCCCAUAUCAACCCACACUGGGGUGAUGAACGCAUUUUCCAGGAAGCCAGAAAAAUUGUGACAGCAUCCAUACAGCACAUCACGUACGCUGAGUGGCUGCCAGCGCUGCUCGGUGAAAACUACACUAGGCAAAACGGUCUGGAACUGUUGACAAAAGGGUAUAGCGACGCGUACAACGAUUCCAUCGAUCCGAGCGUCAGCAAUAGUUUCGCGACUGCGAUAUUACCAUUUAGCAAUUCCAUGAUCAGUGAUAAAAUCAACUUAUUCUCAGAAAACCGAUUAAAGAAUGGGGAUCUUGAUUUGAAUAAUCAUUACAACCAACCAAUUGACGUAAUGAGACGUUUCUUUGAUCAACUUGUAAGAGGAUUAUCUACACAGAAUACAUUCGAAAUCCAUGUGGGAAUAAGUCCACAGUUAACCAAUUACUUAUUCAAGCAUCGUCCAAGAAAACAAUAUGAUAAUGAAGGAUUCGAUGUAUUUAGCUUAGAUAUACAACGAAGCCGCGAUCACGGUCUUCCAACCUAUACGCAAUUUAGAAAAUAUUGUGGGCUCAAAGCCAUAGAAAAUGAGGAAGAUUGGUCAGGGAUUAUUAAGCCAAUUAAUGCAACGGAUAAAUUGAAGUAUUACAGAACUUGGAACGAUAUAGAUCUAUUCAUAGGUGCAUUGUUUGAGAAACAUGAAGAUGGCUCAAUGGUUGGCCCAACAAUGAGUUGUAUCAUAAAAGAACAGUUCAUAAGAACUAGAAUUGCAGAUAGAUAUUUUUACGAUUUACCAAAAGUAUUCAACGAAUAUCAACUGGCAGAAAUCAGAAAAGUGACGCUUGCCAGAGUAUUUUGUGAUAAUAGUGAUAAUAUCACAACCAUGCAGAAACAAGUAUUUUUUAAACCUUCAACUUAUGAUUUACAACUUUGUAAUUCAAACUCAAUUCCAAAAAUUAAUCUCAAUCAUUGGUUUGAGAAUGUCGAUACAACAUGAAAAUAACCACAUGGAAAACAUUGAUAUAUUUAUUAAUUUAUUAUUAUAAGUUUUAAUAUUUAAGAAUCAUUAAACAUUCAUUGACCAUUAUUAAAAAACUGG
Molecule: messenger RNA, 2713 nt
Organism: Myzus persicae (green peach aphid)
Lineage: Eukaryota; Metazoa; Arthropoda; Insecta; Hemiptera; Aphididae
Product: peroxidase-like
Exons: 11
Coding region: 332-2611 (759 amino acids)
Biological process (GO): response to oxidative stress
Molecular function (GO): peroxidase activity; heme binding
Source: RefSeq, a predicted model, not a curated record